Molecule: messenger RNA, 9094 nt
Organism: Sarcophilus harrisii (Tasmanian devil)
Lineage: Eukaryota; Metazoa; Chordata; Mammalia; Dasyuromorphia; Dasyuridae
Gene: RAPGEF5
Product: Rap guanine nucleotide exchange factor 5
Exons: 16
Coding region: 3125-4534 (469 amino acids)
Biological process (GO): positive regulation of GTPase activity; Ras protein signal transduction
Cellular component (GO): plasma membrane
Molecular function (GO): guanyl-nucleotide exchange factor activity
Source: RefSeq, a predicted model, not a curated record
GAAGGAAGGAAAGAAGGGAGAGAGGGAGGAUGAACAAGGAAAGAAGAAAGGGAAGGAAGGAAAGAAAGAAGUAAGAAAGAAGGAAAGAAAUUGAAAGCGUAAGUAUGUGUUUGGAGGGUUGUUAUUUGUUUUGGUGACUGCUAAGAUUUCUUCCAGACCAAAAAUUUUAUAAUUUUAAGAAAUCUGAGGUUAUAAGGACCUUGAACUUGCCCCAGAAGUCCUUCAAAAGUAGCAGGUACCAGCCCUCCUUUACAACUGCAAACAAGAUUCCUGAUCUUUUUCGCAAGUUCCCAUCAGUGUCUCACUGAUCCAUUGUUUACAGCCACACGGUGUGACUCGGGGAGAUGAAUUAUUGGACCCAAAUGGCAUAAUAUCAUUUUCCUGCCUGGUGCUGAUGUAAGUGCAUCUGUAAGGAGAUAUCAUGUCAAAUGGACAGUUUUGACAAAACUGCCAUGGAAAAUGUGCCAUGAAAUUAAGAGAUAGAAGCAGUGCUUCAUCACCAGAGCUAGGAGCCCGUCUCACAGGGACUUGCCAAGGCACUGGGGGUUUUGAGAAGGUUUCAGGUGCUUAGCACAGUGCCUGGCGCACAGUAGGAACUUGAUAAAUGUUUAUUGAUCGACAUCUAGAAAGCACAUGACUUUGAUCAGGGAUAGGGCCACUCUGUCUUUUAAUUCCUGGUUUUAUUGAUGGUUCUUUUCCAUGAGUCUACUUCCAGCUGGUUGAAGAGAGAGUAGUUCCAUGCCCAUCACUCUCUGACUUGGCCAUGCACCUGAUUGGAUGGCCCUGAGAAAUAAGGUGACCAAGAGCAUUACUAAUGUGCCGGGGCUGUGUCCGGUGUGAGAGGGGCAGAGCAUGGUUAGUCAGUGACUAAGUCUUGGAAGAGGGAUGGUGAUAGAACCCUCCGGGACCUGCCCAGAAUUCUGCCUAGAACUCCUUUCAUAUGAGGCAAAACAGCUGGGAGUUACCCCACAAAGUGGUGGGACAGCUGCCCCCUCCCAUCCUCCAAGGUGUCCAGCCCACGCCUCUGCAGACAUGGCGGAAGCCCAGUCAUAGGGAGGUUUAGUUAUGUCCACAAAGCCAGGAGGUGGCAAGUUUGCCAACCCCUUUGUAGACGUUACUGACUGGGAACCCCAGAGUUCUCUCUACUCUGUCACAUCAUUCUAAUUAAGUAUGGAGAUGAGUAAUGGUGCUAAUAGAAACAGGGACAAUGGACCAGGGGAAGGGGGAGCUGAAUUAUAGGAGCUCUUGAGGUCAUGAGAUCAUUGAUCCUAGAAAUAAAUGGGGUUUUGAGGCCAUCUAGUCCCACCCCUCACUUUCCAGCUGAAGAGCUGAAGACCAGAGAAGCUAAAGGAUUUGCCCAUGGUAGUGAGACUCAUGGACGGGGUUUGCCCCAGGAUCUCCAAGUUUAGAAACAGCCUUUCCACUCUUUCUUUUCCAUCUCUGAAACUUAUGACUCUCCAAGUAUCAAUGGAUAACGUCUUAGUCCCCAUUGGGUGGGUCUUUGUGCCAUAGAACAUUCCCUUUUCACAAACAGGAAAACAAAGGUGGAAGAGGAUGGUGGUACAUGUAGUGGAUAGAGCGCCAGCCUUGGAAUCUUGGGUUCGAAUCCCAUUUCUGGUACUUGCUAUUUUUGUGUCAAUUGGGCUGUGUGAGCUUCAGUUUCCAAUCUUUCAAAAUGGGAAAUACUAACAGCUGUGAGAUCCACUCACUGAACUGCCGUGAAACUCAACUGAGAUAAGUAAGCUACGUCAAGGGUGUUAACGUCUGCAUCGAAGCCGGUGGGAGUAGGCACCAGCGGUGGGCAGACGUGGAGUUAAGUUCUUCCAAGUGACAAAGUGAGUGCGAAGUAAAGGCAGAGCGAUAACUCGGAGAUCCAUUAUCUUUCCCCCUCAGCCUGUCCGGUGUCUCAUGAAUAGAAUCAUGGAGGCCGGAUCAUAAUGGAAAUAAAGCUCUCUCUGGAAAACCCCGGGUCAGGCUAUUUGUGAACCACUUAAGUCAUUUCAUCUCCAGCACAAAAGGCCAUCAUCUGGGCUACCAGCUGUGAGCCAAACAGCCCCUCAGAGUCCAGACUCUUGAGAGGGGACAGAGCCUCCCGGUUCCAGCUGCCACCAUGGCUGCCGGCUCUAAUGAGAAAUUACCAGGCGGCCAAUUUCAGAUCUGAAUUUCCAUUUGAGUCAUUCGUCUUUGGAAGAGUCUGUUCUCUCUCACCUUUGAACACAAGACAUGAUGUUCGCUAACAAGGGAGCUGAUGCUUUUACACCGCCAGUGGACUGCGGGUUAAUUAAUACCCUCGUUACUUGGGAAAGUCGGGGAAGUGAAGUGAGACUGAGCCGGAGCAUCAGGUUAUUAGCAGGAGCUGAUUAAGAAUGGAAAUGGGCUCGUUUCAUUGUGGCGCGACCCCGGGGGUGGGGGAUGCGUUUAAUGGACGGGGACUCAUCAAGAGAGCCAGCCCUUCCUUGGCAAGAAUCUUUUCCUUUCCCUCAUCAUCUGAGAAGGGGCCAUCAGAAAAGGUUAAUUGGCAAGCGGGAGAAUGCUUCAUCCCUUCGUUAUUGAGAACACUCCUUCCCUUGGGAUUCACCAAAGUCUGCUUUAAGUUCAGGAUUCUCAUUUCAUCCGUACAAAUAUAUUCAGGAUCAAGUGACCAGAAUACAAUGGUUCUCCUGUGAGGGAAGCAUUUUCAGAGGAGCACAGAAUGGUGCCUUCAUUGGUUUCUCAAUAGAAAUAGUGAUUUUUUUCUUAAUAUAAUAUCUACAAUUGCUGUCACCCUCUGCCUCCUUUUCAUCCACUCUGCGGUCAUCGCUGCAGAAUUGGAAGGGGCCCAAACAAGACUGAGGGCCAUUUUGUAUUGUCCUUUGUUCCAUGGCUUGCCAAGGCCAAAGAUUCAGUACCCAGGGGCCAGACCGGCCUCUUCUUUCCAGCAUUUGCCAUGAAAAGCCGGGUCCCCUCCCAGAAAGACAUCCAGGAGCACUUUGUGGUUGGCUCAUUUCUUCGCCAUGUCCGGAGACAAUGAGGAAGGCCCCCGGCACGGAGGGAAGACGUUCCAUAGCAAACUUCUUGGAGGACAUGAAUGGCAGGAUGAGCAGAGACCCUCCUGGACGACUUCCUGCUCACCUACACCGUCUUCAUGACCACGGACGACCUGUGCCAGGCGCUCCUGAGGCACUAUUCUGCUAAGAAAUACCAAGGCAAGGAAGAGAACUCGGACGUGCCGCGUCGGAAGCGGAAGGUCUUGCACCUCGUGUCCCAGUGGAUCGGGCUCUACAAAGACUGGCUGCAUGAGGACGAGCCCUCCAAGAUGUUUCUAAAGACGAUAUACAGGAAUGUACUAGAUGACAUCUAUGAAUACCCAGUCCUUGAGAAAGAGCUGAAGGAACUUCAGAAGAUCCUUGGGAUGCACCGGAGGCACACCGUGGAUGAAUACUCGCCACACAGAAAGAACAAAGCCCUUUUCCACCAAUUUAGUCUUAAGGAGAAUUGGCUCCAGCACCGAGGAACCGUGGGUGAAACAGAGGAAAUUUUCUGCCACGUGUACAUCACGGAGCACUCGUACAUCAGCGUCAAGGUCGGGGUCUCCAGCACGGCCCAGGACAUCCUCAAGAUCGUGGCCGGGAAGCUCCAGCACGCUCAGGAGGAGCUGGUCCUCGUGGCUGUCGCCUUCUCAGGGGAAAAGCAUGAACUUCAGCCAAAUGACUUAGCCAUCUCAAAAUCACUGGAACUAUCAAGUCGGAUCUAUGUCUACCGCAAGGAUCUGUCAGAGACUUUGAGCCCCCUGGUCGAGAGUGAGGAAUCCCAGCAAAGGUCUCUGAGAAUCUUGGGAAUGAACACAUGGGACCUGGCCAUGGAAUUAAUGAACUUCGAUUGGAGCUUGUUCAACUCAAUUCAUGAGCAAGAGCUGAUUUACUUCACAUUCAGCCGACAAGGAAGCAGCGAGAACACGGUGAACCUCAGUCUCCUGCUGCAGAGAUGCAAUGAAGUCCAGCUGUGGGUGGCCACGGAGAUCCUGCUGUGCAGCCAGCUCUGCAAGAGAGUCCAGCUGGUGAAAAAGUUCAUCAAAAUCGCUGCUCACUGCAAAGCCCAAAGAAACCUGAAUUCUUUCUUUGCCAUUGUAAUGGGUCUCAACACAGCAUCCGUCAGCCGGCUGUCCCAGACCUGGGAGAAAAUCCCUGGGAAAUUUAAGAAACUUUUCUCAGAGUUGGAGAGUUUAACGGACCCUUCCCUGAAUCAUAAAGCCUACAGAGAUGCGUUCAAAAAGAUGAAGCCUCCCAAAAUCCCCUUCAUGCCUCUCCUCCUUAAAGAUGUGACAUUCAUCCAUGAAGGAAACAAAACUUUCUUGGAUAACCUCGUCAAUUUUGAAAAGCUGCACAUGAUUGCAGAUACCGUCCGGUCCUUGAGGCACUGCCGGAAUAAUCAGUUUGGAGGUGAAGUGUCUCCCAAGGAGCACCAGGAGCUCAGGUCCUACGUGCAUCACCUGCACGUCAUCGACAACCAGCAGGUGCUGUUUGAGCUUUCCCACCGGAUCGAGCCGCGGGCGUGAGCGCGCCCCUGCCACGCCAGCCCGGCGGGCAGACCCUGGGCACUCUGGGUUACGGGAAUGUCGAUGCCAAGCAUGUGGCUUUCCUCCUGAAAACGGAUUUGCUGAGUUUUAUCAGUCACUCCCAAGGCGCCUGUGAGCGAUGCCGGGCAGCGUGAGAAGGUGCCGGCCUUUGGAUGGGAGGGGGCGCCGGGCUCUCCCCGGACAGCUGGAACUGGAGAGGAAGGGGAAGCAGCAGCCGGCAGGACCCCUGUCUUCUUCUCACUUUAAUUUGGAUGCCAGAGUUAAUAGCAUCAUUCGCCAUGCCGUGUCAUGUCCUGUUAGGACAAAUCAUUUCAAGCAGAAAGCCCAGGACCCGGAGAGGGAGAGGAUUUCCCAGAUCCCUUGGAAUCUACUUCUCAGCAGAUCCCACUGCACUGCGUGAGAGGCAGCCCUGGGUCAGACCCAGAGACCCCACCUCAAGGACCUGGGCUCAAGCCCCAUCAUCGACGCAUCCCGGCCGUGAGAUCCUGAGCAAAUCCCUUCCCUUCCUAGGUGAAAACAAGAUGGAAAUCUGCAUUGUUGCCCAGAGUCCCCACACUGGUCUGGCCAAGAAAAUUGGCUUUUUUCUAAGACCUUGAAAAAAGUCCCAUCAUUUGCCCCUUUUCCAACUUAGUUGUGGUUUCUCCAAGAGAAUAGCCAUGAAACCACACGUGAGAAUACACGUAAACAUUAAGGCAAACGUGGGAAGAGUCAUCCCCACCUUUUCUGCUUAUGUUCUGAAGCUUGCAUUUUCCAGAUCUCCACUUUUUUUUUAAGCCACGAUCGUAUAAAGAUUCACACUUAGGAAUGAAAUUAUUUUCUGCACAGCUGGCUAAUUUAAUGAAAAUUAUUUGGGCCAAUUAGGCAAAUUAUGCCAAAUUGCAUCUCCCAUAAGGGCAGCAUUGUUAAUGACUGCCUUAAAAAACCUGCACUCAGUAUAAUUUCUGAGGAUUUUUUUCCACACAUCUAAAUGAAACCUGACCCACUCUUGCGUGAUUUCUUGUGAGAUCUUUGAAAGGCACCAGCCACCUAGGAAUUAAGAAGAGCUGAAUUCUCGUCCCAGCCACUGUCAUUUGCACACUCUGGGACCUGGGAAUAAUUUCCUUGCCUGCAAUAUGAAACUUUACUGUUCCCAUCCAGAACAGUAUGGGGAGGAGAUAGAGGGAAGGUGAGCUCUUCUCAGUGGGAGAGUUGAUAUGAUUUCAGCAGGUGAAAACAAAUUUAAAUUUUCACUGAAAUGAACAUGCUCCCUCGUGUUUAGUUGAAUUAUCAUCACUUCCCAAAGAUAAUGAAAACACCAUCUCCAAAUGGGAAAGGCCACUGAGGCCCAUUUGGCCCAAACUCUGGGUCUAAGCAGGAAUUCUCUCUCUCAUUCAUCUUGAUUUUAAUAAAUCAAUUCCAACUCAUUUUCACUUUCUAUGAUUCCUAUGGCAGGUUUGCAAAGGGCACAAUUUUAUGUAUUAUUAGUUCCAUUUUCCAUGUAUUCCUAUUUAGCGAACACAAUGUUGGGUUCAAAUCCUGCCAUUUUGGGUCUUUGGACAAGUCGUUAGCCUAUAUGUGCCUGAGGUAACUCCCUGGGCCUUAUCUAUAGAGAUGGAUUGCAGUUUGUAUCUUUGGAGGGCAUUUCCACCCUAGGAAAGCUCUAUGCUGAGAUCACAAACCCUUUGGUUAUUUGUGUAUCCGUCCUUAAUAAGGUUUUCAAACUACCUUCCUCCUCAUAAUCCGUGUGCCCUCAAGCAACACUUUGUUUUCAAUUCAUUAAAAUCUUAUUCAUCUUCAUUGUCAGAAAUAAAUGAAAUAUUUUAAAUAACAUUAUUAUAGCCCUGUUUCCUGGGGCUCAGCAAAUACAUGUCUGUCUGUGACUGUACACAAAAAUGCACAGACACUUGUACAAAUACACCUGUGGGUAUAUAUGAAUAAUAUAGAACACCUUAUAUAACAUGUACUUUAUAGAGAAUAUAUGAGAGAGAGAAAUCCAUGCCACUAGAUAUGGGGGGAAAAUAUUGGUAGGCCUUUAAGAGAAUGGAUUUGUUCUGGUGUGCACAUUUUCAUCUUGGUCUGAAACCAUUCAUAGUCACAGAUGGGAGGCCACGGUGACCCACUCCUCACAAAAUCUGCAGGGGAUGCUCAUGAGUAGGGGGCUGCUCGAGGGGUACAGUGGGACCAGGAGAGAGCCAUUUCAUAGCACAGCCUCAAGAAAAAUGAUCUUGGUGAGUCAACACUUCCUUUAUUUUUUUUUCUGGGAAGUAUAGCUUACUUUAGGCAACUUUGUUUGAAUUUUUAUGACCAGAGGGAAAAAAAGCGGUAAAUAUGACUAACUCGCAUGUGGAAGGUGAGCAAAGCAAGCCAGGUUUUUUAACCCUAAAACUCUACAUUUUGCUAAUUAAAAGUAUAGAUUUCCUCUCUUUCAGCCAUAACCCUCCCUUUAGUGAAGAGUUUUUUCUGGAGAAUUCUGAGCCACGACCCUGAGGGCCGAGGGCUCCUGAGGUAUGGCACCAUGGCCAGCUCCAGCGUGUUGAGGUCUUAAUUGAAAUGCCUUUUCUGAGCACGUCAUCUAGUGUGAUGGGGGAAAGGAUGUAGUCAAUGGGAAGAGGCAAUUUGCUGGGGAAGAGAACCAAUCCCAGGCAUCCUUUACUUUGUCCAGGCCCUCCUCUAGGUCAGCUGGGAGUGACCCAACACAAAGACAAUAAGGUAUUUCUCACCUUUAUCCUCCAGAUUCUUUUCUGAUCUCUAACUCUUACUUAAGGGACUGAACAGACUAAAAGAUCAAUAGGUUCACAGAGCUGCUUGGAUAACAGCUACAUCCCAAGAACAAAAACGGAGGUCCAGCUCGAUAUCCCAGAACUUUCUAAUAAUUUGAGCCACCCAACAGCCCCCCAGUUUCCCAUUCUGAGCAAGUCAUGUUCUCUCUCUGGGUCUUGGCUCCGAACCAGCCUUUUGUAAAGUUCUUAAGUUCCAGGGAAGGGGGUUGCUCCAGAGUCCUAGUUCACAGCCAUUAAGGAGCCUUCAAGUAACGAGCAGAUGGCCAUCUGCUAUGGAAGGGAUUCCAAACCCAGUGGGAAUUGUGACCAAGAUCUGAGAUUCUGGGAUCUCUUCUGCAGUCUCAUGAAAUCAUUCCUGACUCAGAAAUUCUCCGGGGAUCUUUACCAGCUCGAACUUGGGCCUUUCCCAGUGGACCCUCCCUAUCACGGUAGAACUUCUACAAGUGUGUCCCCAGGUACCCGGCUUUCCAAUAAAUCGGGCUGUGUCAGGAGGGAGUCCGGCCCAGGACACCGAGCACGGACCCCCGUGAGUAAACAACACACAAGCACUUCCUUCUCUUCACAGGCAGACUGAAGACUCAGCUGUUACUUGCCAUACUGUAGUCACCAAGCCUUCUAGAGCUGACUUUUAGGAACAAAUUUUCAAGGCUAAAUAUCAUACGGUGGCUAUUUGGAAUCUCUUCCCUGAAAACUGGACUCACAGGGAUACCAUUUUCUCCAUCAUAACUUAAGCAGGAAAAGCCACAUUCAAGUCCAGAGGGAAAAGAGUAGCCAUCUUGCACUGAUGGUUUUGUUAAAAAAACUGAAAGGUGCGUGGAAGGAGGGCUGCGAUUGCUCAGAGUUUCUGCCCAGAUCACCAGAUGUGGGAAGUGUCCAUCCAUCGGCGAGCAUUUCAAUUGUCACCAGAUGUUGUAAAUUGAAAUCUUGGUCUUUUGAAAUUGCACAAUAGAUUGUGUGUGUGUGUGUGUGUGUGUGUGUGUGUGAGAGAGAGAGAGAGAGAGAGAGAGAGAGAGAGAGAGAGAGAGAGAGAGAGGGAGGAGAAAGUGAUUGGCCAAAGUGAUUCAAAUUAAAAGGCUAAGAACACCCAAGUUCCUGUGCCAUUAUCUGAGAGGGGUUUGUUAUAACAACUUUAGAUGCUUUUACAACAUGUCCUUAGAAUUUCAGCUCACAUUUAGUCAGUGAGCAGUGUGCUUAAAACCAGUGGCCAAAAAAAAAGUUUAAAAAAUUGCCAAAAAAAUCAAGAAAAAAAAAACUGUUCAAAACCAAGCUGUAUAUACUUAACCUUUUUUUUUUUUUAGCAGAGUAUUAUUUAUUUGCAUAGUCUAUUUAUUGUAUUGGGAUGACACUGUUGUUGUACCAAGAUGAAAUCCAUGACCCCAAGCAAGAAAUCUUGCCUUGGUUGGUUAUCUUUAAUUGGGACUGCUAUUAACACUGUUGACUUGCAUUAACAAUAAAAAGAUAGAAACCCCGCAAUCAGGGAUGUCUACCGAACUUCUCAGGGACUACAGUCAGUAGUUAUCCACUCUCCGAAGCACUGGUAGAUAUGAAACAGUUUGUUGAUUUACCAGAAUCCUUAGUGACAGUGUUCCCCUUCCUCUCCCCUGCUUGUGGGCUCUGUACAUAUGGUAGUGUUGCAUAUUUAUGAAAGCUAGUGAGCAAUAAUUUAUAUGUAAAAAUGGCCAAGCAAUAUAAGAUUAAAAUCUGUAUAAGUGACUGUGACCUUAGAUGGUAUUUUUGAGUGUUUUUUAACUGCUUUCCAAAAUAUAUGACUAUUAAAGAC